This is a messenger RNA of Diabrotica virgifera virgifera (western corn rootworm), 780 nucleotides long. RefSeq lists its product as uncharacterized. The record is from RefSeq and is a predicted model, not a curated record. Bases 136 to 693 code for a protein of 185 amino acids. NCBI's taxonomy places the organism in Eukaryota, Metazoa, Arthropoda, Insecta, Coleoptera, Chrysomelidae. The transcript has 2 exons.
AGGAAAACAUGUAUGUCACAUUACGUCAAAAUUUCAGUUUAAAAUAGGUACAAUAUGUCUUUGUAAAAUUUCUUGUGCCCAAAAAGCAAAAUAAAAUUUAUAUAUCUUUAAGUUGUAAUUUUAGCACGUACCCACAUGGAUGUCGGAUUAACACCUGUAACCCUAAAAACGGAAUACACGGGUGCCCCAGUAGCUAACAAGGUAAAAUAUAACCCGAAUUACCGAAUAGAUCACUUCAAUGAAUAUAGAAAUGAAGUUUUGUCCCGCGUCCCCAAUGUUCAUUACGAAUGGGGCAAUGUCUCGAGCGUUUACACCCCAACUCCCGAUGUUUCAGUCUACAAAAGUACAUUGAAAUACAACAACUUCCAAAAAUCAGAGUUUAGCGUUAUUGACAGGCAGAGAUCAAAAGAAGUCGAUGAUUAUUACUUAAUGUGUCAGUUGCACCGAGAUCAAUACAAAGAUACGUCAGGUAGUCUACAUCCUUUAAAUUAUUUCAAGAAAGCGGACUACUUGUAUCAAUGUCCAUCAGAUCCUACCAGCGCCUACAUGAAACAUCCAGAAUAUUAUGUUAAAUAUCGCCAACCUAUAGUACUGCCUUUGACCUUGGAACGGUCCCUCAAAACUCCCAUGCUGCCUGAAAGAGCCUUAACUGGACGAUACAACACUAGUAGUGAUAUUUCCUAUAAGCGAUAAAUUAUUUAACCAAGAUUUAAACAAUUAACAUUUAUUUAAGUUAAACAUUUUUAUGCAUUUCUUCUAUUAAAAGGUUUUAAAUAAAAA